This is a messenger RNA of Arachis stenosperma, 1251 nucleotides long. RefSeq lists its product as uncharacterized. The transcript has a single exon. Lineage: Eukaryota; Viridiplantae; Streptophyta; Magnoliopsida; Fabales; Fabaceae. The coding region runs from base 1 to 1251 and encodes 416 amino acids. The record is from RefSeq and is a predicted model, not a curated record.
AUGCAAAGAGACCAAGAGAGUUUGUACGAGUAUUACUCUCGGUUCAAGAGGUUAUUAGAAUCUUGUCCACACUAUGGAAUGAACACUCAUUUGCUCGUUAGCUACUUCACUGGAGGUCUUUGUGUGGAAGAUAGAAGAUUGCUCACCGCUUCUAGCAAUGGUUCCCUUUUGAAAAAUAAGACGGAGGGAGAAGCUUGGAAUUUGAUAAAGGAUGUUGCCGAAGCUACACAACAUACAAGGGUGAGAAGUAAUCCUCUCAAGGGUGUGGUAGAACCGUCCCCUUCCGAAUCAAGCCUAACCAAAGCACUUGGGGAUAUGACCACCAUCUACACGCAAAUACAAAAGGAUCAAAAGGAAUUCUACUCCAUCCAAGCCAUUCAAGCUCCACCUCCAGUUGCUCAACUUGAAGGCCCUCCUAGGAUUUGUGGUUUGUGCUCUAGCACUACACAUUACACCGAUCAAUGCCAUCAAAUUCAAGAAGAACAUGCCCUUGUAGUGGCCAAUGUGAAUUACAACAACCAUCCGCCCUAUCCUUCUGAAGGCCAAAACAACUACUCUCAUGGUAGUAAUAAGAAUCAAGGGUGGAGGGAUAAUGCACAAGGGAGCAAUCAAAACCAAAGAUGGAACAACUCUUCUUCUCAUCACAACAACAACCAAUCUUCAUCUCAAUACCACUACAACAACAACUACUACCAAGCCAACCAAAAUCACCACAACCAAAACCAAAACAACUACACCAAGUACCAAGCUCCACACCAUAGACAACAAUCUAACCAAACCUCUCUAUCUCCCACCAAUCAAGUUGACGAGCUUAGAGCCGCUGUGGAUAAAUGGGAUGAGGGCUAUAAAGCUCAAUUCGAGGCCAUGAGUGCUCAAUUGGCCAAUCUUACCAAUAUGAUUUCGACGAUGUCCAUGUCCUCCUCCAACAACACCAACCAACCCUCAAGUUCUUCUAACUUUCCAUCCCAACCCCAACCAAACCCAAAGGGCGGUCUCAACACCAUCACUCUACGGUCGGGAACUAUAUUGGAGGAGAUACCUCCAAGGGUCUUGGAGAACAUUCAUGAGGAAGAAGGGGUUGUUGGAGCUCCACAUGAAGAAAGGGAGGUAGACAAAUGGCAUGAGGAAGAAGGAGUAAACCUCAAGGAACCCAAGAGGAAAGCUCUAGUGGAUGAGUCCAUCCCUAUUCCAUUCCCUUCCAUGGUGAAGAAAGCAAAGAAGACACCGAAAUUUGAUUUGAACAUGCUUUAA